ACACCGGAACUAGUGAAGCUGACUAGGGCGAGCUUUAUGCUAGCUUGCCCUCCUCCUGUGGCCGCCCCCACACUCGCCGUGGAGCUCAAGCGGUGGGGAGCCACCGCAGCUAGAUUGUUUCACCGGUGCUGCAACUGCGACACAACUGCCAGAGCCGACUAAAUUGGAAUAACGACAUUAGCAAUUAUCUUUUAGGCGAAACCUAACUGUGCCAACAACGCUCGGGAAUGGAAAAUCCGGUGGCACCCACCGGACAGUCGCAUCAGCAUCGGCCGGUGACCGCGUCCGCUUUCCGAGAGGCGCAGAAAUGGAUUGAGGCGGUGACAGGAAGAUCCUUCGGUGACAGGAAUUUUAGAGGAGGACUGGAAAAUGGAAUACUACUAUGCGAGUUACUGAGCGCGAUUAAACCCGGCUUGGUUAAGAAAAUCAACAGACUUCCGACUCCCAUUGCUGGCCUGGACAACCUGAGUGUGUUUCUGCGUGGAUGUGAGGAACUAGGACUGAAGGGCUCCCAACUGUUUGACCCCGGAGACCUUCAGGACACGUCGACACGCCCUGCUACCAAGCGAAGCGAUUGCACCCGAAAGCUCAAAAAUGUUCUAAUUACCAUCUACUGGCUGGGUCGGGCUGCCAAUAGCUGUAUUUCCUACAACGGGCCCACAUUGGACCUGAGGGAGUUUGAGGGCCUCCUGUCACAGAUGCGAAAGGAGCCAGAAGAGGCAGAGAGCCCCCAACGCAGCAUCCGGGACAGCGGCUACGUCGAUUGCUGGGACUCAGAGCGCAGCGAUUCGCUUUCCCCGCCCCGGCAUUGCCGCGAGGAUUCUUUCGACAGCCUGGACUCGUUUGGUUCGCGUUCUCAACAGACACCGUCGCCGGAUGUCCUGGUGCUCCGCAGCAGCAGUGAUGGUCGCGGCAGUGACUCUGAGUCAGAUGGCUCGUUGCACCGCAAGGCCCCGGACAUCCAUAAAGACGACAUGUUGGCCCGCCGCACCUCAAUGAGCGAGCCGCGCAACACCAUGCCCUUCAACCAGUACCUGCCCAACAAGUGCAACAUGAGCAGCUAUGUGCCGGCGCCGCUACGCAAGAAGAAGGAAAGUGACACGGAAAAUGGCGAACGCAAGAGCUGGAGUACACUCACCUCGCCGGUAGGGGGAGAAAAACCUUUCAGCGUGUCACAUGACCCACAGAGUGUGAGCCUGAUAGACAUGCGCAGCCAGGAGGACGCAGCUGCCAUCUUGCAACCACAUAGUCACGUGCGUCACGAGAUGAUGCAUAAUCAGUACAACCGGUUGAAGGAAGAGGACAACCAUUGGCAAGAUGACUUGGCCAGGUGGAAAAGUCGCCGGCGAAGCAUCUCGCAAGACCUCAUCAAGAAGGAGGAAGAGAGGAAGCUGAUGGAGCAGCUGAUGACUGGAGGCCCAUGCAUCUCACAGAGGAGGAGAAGCAUCAAGACGUACAGGGAGAUCGUGGAGGACAAGGAACGUCGCGAGGAGGAGCUGCGGACAGCUUACCGGAGAGCCAAAACUCCCGAGGAGGCGUCAACUAUCCUCCAAAGUUACGCCCAGCGUUUCUCCAUAAGCGAGACAGUUAUGGAGCGCCUACAGCUGCCCAAGGUUCUGGACCGCAGCAUCUCCGCCGACCCAUUUUUGACGGGAUUCCCCGCUCCCCUCACCCCUUCUCCCACCACAUCCCAACCGUGGGACGCCGAUGGGCCCAUGAAGUAUCUGAGGCAACAAUCGGCCCCGGCCCCCAGGUUUACGUCCACGCUGGAAGCGCAAAUCGCCGACUGGCCCGGUGACUCGUCGCCGCACCGGCCGCAGAUCCGCUCGCGCUCGUCCGAGCCACCGUCCAACCGGGCGUUGUCGCCCAAACCGCUGCCUUUGUUGACGCCCAAGCCUUAUUUUCAGUCCUGGCCCACAACACCGGAACCUUGGCCGAGCAAAGCCGAAGAUUCACCACGUGUCAACGGCAAUGCAGGAGGCAAUGACGACUCUCCCACCACGUCUGAGAGUCAAGAAAGGGAACACUCGCCUGUUUUCUUACCAUCCUCCUCGCCCAAAACCACAGACCACAACACCUCCACAGAAGGAGGAAGUCCGCUGUCCGCCAACACCGAGGAAGUGUCGAGUGAUGUCCACGACAAGGAAGUCGUUCUGUGUUCAACGCCACCUAGCAGGCCCACUUCACUACCAGAGGAACUACACACGCCUGAGGAAAUCUUCAGGAGGAAGAGUGGAAGGCAGUCACCAGUGGCUCCAGUGGAGAAAAAGUGCGAAUCAGCAGCCUCAGAUCAGACAGCUGCAGAAACCAAACAAGAAACUGUACCAUCAUGUCCAUCAUCUGAAACUUCAGUGAUGAGCAUACAGAGUCGUCUAGAGGAGAACCAGAAAAAAGAGGAUGUUCCUUGUUUGGGAAAUCAACCGCCAACAACAACAGAAGCUUUGAAAAACAGCAACCGCUCUCCGCAGACAAGCAGCAACCCAAAUUUACGCUCAGAGUUCUUUGCAGAUAAGGGGGAGAAGAAUCACCAUAGCAACGUUUCCGUGCCGGUAUCGCCUCAGGCCAGACGGGCCGACCGCUGGUCCUGGGACCCGGACGAGGAGCGAAAGCGUCAGGAAAGGUGGCAGCAAGAGCAGGAGCGCCUGCUGCAGGAGAAGUACCAGCGGGAGCAGGAGAAGCUGAAGGAGGAGUGGGAGAAGGCCCAGAAGGAGGUGGCCCAAGAGGAGAGACGCUACCAUGAGGAGGAACGUCUAAUCCUACAAGAAACAGUCGCACCACUUACUCCGCUAUCAUCUGCCUCGCCUGCUUCCCCAGGCCAGGACACCAUUGUGCGUUCACUCGCUGACUGGGAGCGCAAGCAGCAGCGGCUAGAGAAACCUUCGAAAGAAGGUACAGAGAGUGUGGCGUGUCAACUGCGAGAAAACAACAGGACAAGUGACAUCAGAACCGUCGAUGACAGUGUCAGAACAGCUAAAAGCGCAGGAAUUCAGAGCAGCUGUCUGCAAAAUGGCCAGAAGCUUCACCAAAAGACCUCCACGUCUGUCAGGAAGCGUCAAGAGGGCGAUGCCGGGAAGUCCAUCCGACCUGCUGGAGACCGCAGGAGCCACGGCCCAGCCAAGAACCCUCUACGUUCUGGCGACACACCACCCAACAGGUCAGUGAGCGGCAAGAAGCUGUGCUCCAGCUGCGGGCAGCCAUUGGGCAAAGGGGCCGCCAUGAUCAUAGAGACACUUAGCCUCUAUUUCCACAUCGACUGUUUUAAGUGCGGUGUGUGCAAAGGCCAUUUAGGAGACACGUCCACCGGCACCGACGUGCGGAUCCGGAGCGGCCUCCUCAAUUGCAACCAGUGCUACAUUCGCUCCCGCUCGGCAGGACAACCCACGACCUUGUGACGCCUCCAGUCGAGUUGAACCCCGUCAUCUGCCAAGCCCCGCCCUUUCCCGUUCUUCACGUGGGCCAAGCAAAGAUUUUUCAUCCAUUGACAGUGUGUUCUCUGACUGCUGAGUGUCGACGUGAAAAACUAUCACUCAUAUGAAGCACAAUCAAUUUGAGCUGCUAUUCAGUUCCACAUAUGUAAAGCAAACACAGUUUAUUCCAAUAUACUGUAAUUUUUGGACUAUAAUGCACACCUGACUAUAAGUUGCUCCCACCAAAUUUGACAAGAAAACAGUAUUUACUCAUAUUUUAGCCGCAGGGAUAUUCACACUUGAAGACUACUAUUGACACGAUACUACAAUUUAACUGUAUCAAUACUCAAAUUAAAUGCAAUUUUCAAGACUACAUUAUUAAACUCAAAAUUAAAUGUUAUUUUUGAUAAUGGAUAUCCAAUCAUGUGGCUCUUAAAAACUAAAUUAAAACUCUUUAAAGAAGUGUAUCACGAGUAGAUAUCCAAUCCAUUUGAAGUGGAAUCCAUCUAGAACCGUCAAUGUUCACCCAGUAAUUUAAAAAUAAAAUUGAUUCUUCCUCUGGCCAAGAUGCACCUUCUCACCAAUUAUUUGAUCACUAGUAGACAUCAAAUCCAUUUGAACUGAGCUUCAAAUGGAUUAGACAUCUAGUGCCAUCAAUGGCAGCCAAUGAGUUAACAAGGAAAAUUCAAAAUAUCCUCCAUUACUAUCGAGAGUUGCGUGAAAUCAAAUUCACCCCAUGACACCAAAUAUCUCGCUAGCAGUAUAGUCGCACAAAAAUACAUGAGUAUCGAUACUUUCACAAUGCAGUAUCGUUUCCGCAUACAGCAUUUCAGUUUUAAUACUUUUUAUUAGGGCUGCAGCUAUCGAUUAUUUUAGUAGUCGAUUAAUAGAUUAAUUCGAGUAAUCGGAUAAGGAACGUAAAAAAUGAAAACACCUGAGCUGAGCCUCAAACGGUAUAAAAAAUAAAUGAGGAUCUAUGUAGAACAAAAUAACAAUUGGCUAACUUACAUAGCAAAAGUCCGCUAGCUUAAAUGCUGUAAAAUGCUAACGUUAUUUUUUUAUUUAUUCAUUUUUUUACAAUACUCUUAACAAAUGGUUCACAUAUUCCCACAAAAAAAAAACGGCUAGAUAUACCCAUAAACCAAGUUACGAAUGCAUUUUAAAAAAAAAACAUUUGUAUAACAAAAACAUAGCUUAUGUUGGUCUUAACAGGGAGCAGCUGGAUUCAGCCAUGUAAAAGGGGAUACUACCAGAAGGCAGUGUAUCCACCCAAAUAAAAAAAAUAAAAUGCAAACACUUUCAAAACAAACCACUACAACACCACUUUAAUUAAACGAAUACACGAAGCAGCAAAAUUUAAUUUGAGUCUUAUUUUCGAAUCGAAUAUACGAGUAAUCGGACAAAGGAACAUAAAAAAUUAAAACACCUGAGCUGAGCCUCAAACGGUAUAAAAAAUAAAUGAGGAUCUAUGUAGAACAAACUAACAAUUGGCUAAUGUACAUAGCAAAAGUCCGCUAGCUUAAAUGCUAUAAACUGCUAACGUUAUUUUUUUAUUUAUUCAUUUUUUACAAUACUCUUAACAAAUGGUUCACAUAUUCCCUCAAAAAAAAAAAAAAAAAAAACAGCUAAAUAUACCUAUAAACCAAGUUACGAAUGCAUGUUAAAGAAACAUUAAUAUAACAAAAACAUAGUUUAUGUUGGUCUUAACAGGGGGCAGCUGGAUUCAGCCAUGUAAAAGGGGGCACUACUAGAGGGCAGUGUAUCCACCAAAAUGAAAAAAAAAAAAAAAAAAUGUAAACACUUUCAAAACAAAC
Messenger RNA from Corythoichthys intestinalis (scribbled pipefish), 5221 nucleotides. RefSeq names its product LIM and calponin homology domains-containing protein 1-like. The coding region runs from base 228 to 3392 and encodes 1054 amino acids. The transcript is spliced from 27 exons. NCBI's taxonomy places the organism in Eukaryota, Metazoa, Chordata, Actinopteri, Syngnathiformes, Syngnathidae. The record is from RefSeq and is a predicted model, not a curated record. Gene Ontology annotation, cellular component: stress fiber. Gene Ontology annotation, molecular function: myosin II head/neck binding. Gene Ontology annotation, biological process: regulation of focal adhesion assembly; positive regulation of stress fiber assembly.